Triplophysa dalaica is the source of this 3916-nucleotide messenger RNA. RefSeq names its product disabled homolog 2. The coding region runs from base 454 to 2484 and encodes 676 amino acids. Gene Ontology annotation, cellular component: plasma membrane. The record is from RefSeq and is a predicted model, not a curated record. The transcript is spliced from 14 exons. Lineage: Eukaryota; Metazoa; Chordata; Actinopteri; Cypriniformes; Nemacheilidae. Gene Ontology annotation, biological process: receptor-mediated endocytosis; negative regulation of canonical Wnt signaling pathway; positive regulation of endocytosis.
UCAAAUGAAGCGUGACGCACUGCAAACAUUCGAUGGAAAUGACGACGUGAGAUGUGAGAACGAGAGAGGAUUUCAUUCUGGUCAUCAGAGGGUUAAAAUUUCACUUUGAGGGGGAGUUACCCGAAUCUGCAGUAACAUCAGAGCGCGCAUUCCUCAGCAGAGCUGCCAACAUCCCGGGAAUAAGACCUGAACCGUCAACAUCUCAGACCCACAGUCCGGGAUUAAAGCCCGGGAAUUUACCGGUGCCACGCACGAUUACGCACCAUUCCCAAACCUUAUCUUGUCUGCCGGUUAGGACAAAGCUGUAGGAGCAUGCACAAAUCCUUUAACGUAGUGCGGGCACAGCUGAUCGUGGUCCACUGCUGAGUCAAGCUGUGGGACACACAUUGCCGAGAGGAGAGUGCUUUACCCAUCCCGUCUUCACACCCGUUUGCACAAGAUCGGACUCCAGACAUGUCUACGGAAGUGGAAUCCAGCACACUCCCAGUCGAGCAGGAAACGUUUAAGACGCCCUCCAAAAAAGAAAAGAAGAAGGCUGCGGCAAGCCCAGAGAAAACCGAUGAGUUCCUGCUAGCCAGGUUCAAAGGGAAUGGAGUUCGAUACAAAGCCAAGUUGAUUGGUGUAGAUGAUGUCCCUGAGGCAAGAGGAGACAAAAUGAGCCAAGACUCUAUGAUGAAACUGAAGGGCAAGGCAGGGGCUGCUCGAUCUCAGGGAAAACACAAGCAGAGAGUUUGGGUGAACAUCUCUCUAUCAGGAAUCACCAUUACUGAUGAGAAAACAGGGGCAACAAUACUCGAGCAUGCAGUGAAUAAGAUCUCCUUCAUUGCUCGAGAUGUUACAGACAGCAGAGCGUUUGGCUAUGUGUGUGGCGCGGAGGGCCAGCACCAGUUCUUUGCCAUUAAAACUGCACAGCAGGCGGAGCCCCUUGUUAUUGACCUGAAGGAUCUUUUUCAGUUAAUCUUUAAUAUGAAGAGAAAAGAAGUUGAGGGUUCAAAGAAGGAUGAUUCAAAUAAAUUGGUGGAGAAUGGCAGUGGAGUUUCACACAAUGACAGAAAAGGUGUCGAACAGCUGGACCUGUUUGGAGACAUGUCGACCCCACCUGACUUAAACUCUCCUUCGGAGUCUGAGGACAUCCUCUUGAUGGAUCUGUCCACUGAGAUAGACAACAACCAGAACUGCGUUAAAGAAAACCCCUUUACUUCUUCUGUCCCCAGAGUCCCAUCCAACCUCUCGCCUGAGAACCCCUUCUCCUCUCAGCUCAAUUUCUUCCCCACCCCUAUCCAUGACCCGUUUAGCGAUGACCCAUUUUCCAAAAGCAACAACCAAUCAAACAGGGGAGACCCUGUCAUAGCCAACCACAGCCCUAGUAACUUUUUCAAAGGAGGCCCUAAAAAUGGUGAUUCUGAUUACCUGGGCCAGCAGUUUGACCAGCUCUCCAACAGGACAGUAAUUCAGGCACUCUGUAAUGGCCAGUGGCCUAUAGAUGGUAGGGUUGUGGAAGCGACACAGAAUACUAUCCCAGUCCAAGAACGGAAUGGGAAUGGGAAAGUGACACCUAAUCCAUUUCUGGGAGGUUGUGAGAAGGUGCAGCCAGUGCAGAAUGGAAUGAAGCAUGAGAACGGAAGCAUGGGUGAACCAGCUGUCAAUCAAGCCAAGGAAUCAGUCGUUAUAAGCCCUCCUCCACUCAACACGAAAGCCGGGAGGGGGAGGAGGAGUGUGAAGUCCCCCUCAAAUGAAAAACCUGGCACAGAUCUGUUUGCUUCACAAAACAAAUCAGAAUCACCAUCACCUCAACCUGAGAAUGGCCCAGUCAACCCUAUCAAUCUGUUCAGCAAGAGUCCUUCCUCUGCUGACACAAUCACAGCUUUUGAAGGGUUGUCUUUACCACCUCCACCUGCAGUCUCCACUCCUGAUGCAGCCCCAUGGAAUCAGCCCAUCUCAUCCAUCUUCCCCUGCACAACCAAUGUCUGUCAGUCUUUUACUCAAGCAUCAGUCUACUCAACUACACCUGUGCCUGCCUGGGGAACCACAUCAGCAGGGGUUUUUGGAACCCCCACUGCUACCCAGAAUCUUUCAACAUGGAAUAACACCCCGGUUGCCAAUGGAACAAAUGGAUCUUGGACCUCGCAUACAACCCUGGGGAAUCCCUUCCAGACUAGCAUAUUUACAACAACCGGAAGCCUUGUGCCUGAUGGACAGCAGAGCUCCAGUCCUCCUCCACAGGUUCCACCUCGAGCAGCCACCAAAGAAGUUCCAAAGGUGGACAGUAACGCUUUUGUUGACCUGGAUCCUCUAGGAGAAAAGGAGAAGAGAGACAUCAAGGACAUGUUUAAGGAUUUCCAGAUGGCUAAGCCACCAAAUCUCCCUGCCAGAAAAGAGCCAUGGAAGGCAGAAGGUCAGAACCCAUUUGACAGCUACUUUGGCACAUCUGUACCUGCCACUGUACGUAUACAAGCGCUCCUCCCAUCAAGGCAGUGGGAUUAGACUCUUACACAGGUCCUUUUGGAAACCCAUUUGCAUGAAAGCCACCUUGAUGACUCCAUAGGGUCCGAGUAGGGUUCAAAGAUCAUUGAAGAAGAUAUUAUGCAAAAACUAUUCCAUGCCAGAUGUUUGUUACAGCUUUAUGUUUUGUCGAGCUUUGUUUGUAUGGAUACAUGAACUCCAUUUUUAUGCAGCGUUUACACUAAAGUUCAUCCUGAUCAAGAGCAGGUCUCUUAGCUCUGUUAUUACAUCCAUCCUGCCACGUCCACGGUCAGCACUCCGCCUUUUAUCCACCACUCUUGGAUUUCUGAAGUGGUAACGGACACUCUGAAAAGAAACCAUCACCCAGAUAUGUAACAUAUGUUAUGUAUUAUUCUACACUAGACAACUGAUGUCUUGUUUGAAUACUUUCGUCCUUUCAUUGUAGUGUCGUGUUUGACUUUGUUUCAAUUUCCUAAAUUUAUCAAAGCUUUAGAGAUCACAAAGUAACCAUGACAAACAUUUUUAUGAUUUACAACUGGGAUAUAAACUGUAUCAGAUUAGGAUUUUUUAUUGCUUCUCAUCUCAUUGAUUGUCAACAAAUAUGUUGGAUUUUGUGAAUUAUCCAAACACAAGCUGACACAAUGAUCAGCGCUAUGUAUAUAAUAUCUGUAAUGCUUUGAUAUAACUGUGCAAUCUACACCUAUUGAUCUGCUCUGUAUUGAUCAAUGAUACUAAAUUUAUGUGAGAAAAACACAGCUUUGGCUCUUGUCAAAUUCAAGAUCGAUUGAAAUGAUUUUCUUUACUGUUUAUUCCGUGUCCUGUUACUUGUGAGGCGGUAAACUUGCUGCAUUCACUAGUAAAUACAUGUCAACAAGUCAAAAGUACUCUGUUUUAAUUUUAUAUUUUAUUGAAGGAAUAAUCUUAAAUUGCUACCAUUGGCAUGUUGUCAGUGAUUGUAAGCUAAACACUUAAACAAUAAUAUCACAAUUCCCCGAAUUAAGUACACAAAGAGAAACACGAUCGUUCAUGUAAUACUUGACAUUUCUAUGGUAAAUGGGGAUGUAAUUUUUUACCUGACAAAUUAAUUUGGCAAACAAACUGUAUGUUAUUGCAAUGUUUAACAGUGUAAACCUUGAAUGAUCACUGAUAUGCAUUCAUCUCAGUAAAUUAAUGAUUUAGUAAAAAAUGGAAUAUGUGUACUGUACUGGAUGUUGAAGCCUGGAUGUUGUGAAUGAAAUGUGUGUGUACAUGUAUACAAAUAUCUAUCUGCUCUGUUAUGCACUAUGCCAUCUCUACCUUGGAUGUAGAACUAAGGUGUUUUAAACAAAAUGUAGUCGCCACAAUAAACUGGAAUUUUAGAAUCGUCCUAUUUAUCUUUUUCAAGGUUUGUAUUAAGUCUGUUAGACUAAGUCUGCUAGUCUACUUCACAAUAAAGUGAUGACUGGUUUAAUGA